AGUUCUGCUCAAUCAGUGCCGAAGCACAGCCUUUUGUUCCUCUCGUCCAUCGCUUUGCUUAGCCACAGCUCAAAGAGAUGUUUUGUGCUACUUGCUGCGCUGGACCGGACAAUGGCGAGCUGGACUUGUCUGCAAAACCAUUGGUGGAGGCCAAGGGAGUGCUUUCCAAGGAUCAAGUGAAGCCAGAUUCGUCUGUCUUUGAAGUUAAGCUGACCUUUGAGGGGCGAUCCCAUGGACUCAACAUUGACACCGCCAAUGAUGAGCAGGCUAUCGUCAAGGAUGUGAGCAGUGCUGCACUCACCUGGAACCGCACUGCACCUGAUUGGCACCAGAUCAAGGCCUCUGACUUGAUUCUGAAGGUCAAUGGAGAAGCUGUUACAGGUGAGACUGUUCAUAACAAGCUGGCCGAUGCUGGUCCGGAGGCCACUUUGACCCUUCAGCACGCUGUUGAGCGCAAUCUGACCUUGCAGAAGCCUGGACAACUUGGCAUCACCGUGAAAUUCGCGAAGUCGUCACACGGCAUUUGGAUUGCCACACUGGCACCAGGCAAGACUCGCGUGCUUGGUGCGCUUGGCGGCACACCUCUUUGUUUGGAAGUGUCCAGUUGUAAGUUGCCCUGCUUGACAUGGGAAGGGCUUCAGUAGAAUGUAACGCGCUGUGGGAGAGUCCUUGAGUCCUUUAGGUACAAAGCGGUCUGUGUUCUUAUCUGCUGAAGGACUUGUUCAGGAUUGGAAUGAUAAGCAUCCGGAUCAGUGUGUGGCGGUCAAUGUGCCUCGUCUUUGCUUUGUUCUGCAAUGAUGCAGUUUGUCCAGCCAUUCCUUUGCCCAUUGUCGAGAGGGUGAAUAAGGGAUGGUCGAGACGGAGUCACAAAAACCUUUGCCGGAUUUUUGCUUACUACUAGGACCAGGAACAAGAAGCUACUAGGGGCUCCUGGCCUUACUACUAGUAGCAAGGACGCUACUAGGGGCUCCUGGCCUUACUAUUAGUAGCAAGGACGCAGGGCCAAGCAUUCUUGAGAAACUCCCUUGAAGCUUGAGUCUAAGGACCGCAUUCUCUCUGCUUCUCGGAUUUCACCGUCUAAACGCUGCGCUGUCGCGGAUGUUUGGUGCGGUCAGGAUCCAUCCCGAAGAAUAGUGAACAUUGAGAGAAUGCGAAAGCGAAAGUGAAAGAGACAAACUCUGAAACACAACUUUUCAAUUUGCCCCUAUACAGAAGUCUUACGCCGGACGCCUUUGGUUUUGCUCAGGUGAAUGGAGUGAAAGGCCAGUCACAAGAUCUUGUUGCCAAGAUGCGGGAGGUUUCCGACACCAUUGUCCUUGUGGUGAUGCACUACGAUUAGACGGAUGAGCCCAGUACGAAGGAAGUGAGGAAUGAUAUCCGCGCCAUGUCCAAAAGGACAAGCAGUGUCAGGAAGUACUAGUGAUUGUUGCGAAAGACAGGCAUGGCUGCGCGUUCCUCAAAAGGAGCCCGGGCACCGGGCAGUUUCAUCGUUAUUGUGGUGAAAUCACAGAGCAAGAUCAACUUUUCCGGAGUCUUCGGUCCAGGUUUUCCUGUUUUAGAUCAGGCAUGAUGUAAAUGGGCAUUGCACCUUUCUGUGACCGAAGGCAUUUUGACAGCACGUUAUUCUCACAGCAUCCCAGCAGAUGAGCGCCCUCACGACCUUUGGUCGGGGGUCUUGGGCCUUUCCUUUUCACGGAGAGGAAUUGCCAAUUCGUGUACUGUGUCCUUCUUAGAAGCCUUCGGAAUUUUG
This is a messenger RNA of Durusdinium trenchii, 1750 nucleotides long. NCBI's taxonomy places the organism in Eukaryota, Dinophyceae, Suessiales, Symbiodiniaceae. The record is from the annotation of a GenBank genome assembly.